AUGAAUUUUAUCUGCGACCACUUGCCACAAGUCUGGUCAACCAACUCUGAUCGCCUCUGCUCGAACUGGCCUCAGACUGGCCCGACCAGAGCCAGUCCUUCCGCCUGCUGUUCAAGCCUCGGUUCUCCAGAGACCGAAAAUCUCUACACCUUCUGGACGCCGGCCGGACCCUCAUCUCCUUCGUCAGUGUCCUCAUCGGCUCCUCCGGGGCCCGAAGUGGCAAUUGUGUCGGCCAGUUUAGCCCCCGUGGAGUUGUCUGUCGGCAGUUGCAGGUCGGAAUACUCCCCAGCUGAUCCUUCUAGCUGGUACAUUCGUGAUCAGACGGAUCGGUCGGCUUAUGGGUCACUCCCGCUGCAGACAUCAAGUCCCUCUCGACAGGCUUUUUCUGUUUCUCCCUCCGUUUCGCAUCUGUCCCCAUCGCACUCCUUUUCAACUCCGUACACUUCAACCCAUCUACCUUCCUCCCCAUCUGCCAAGCCGUAUCCCCCUCUUCAAUUCCCUCUUCCCCAUCUCACUCAAACUCUGCCAGCUCAGCAACCGACAGCGGCAUCUCAAACAAAACAGCCAAGCCCUCAUACACUCCUUCAGCCUCCUCAGACUUCGCUCAAUCUUGAGUCGUCACUUCGACUUCACCAACUGCAAUACCAAUCGAAUCAGUCAUUUUUAUCUGGAUUUGUCCACCUCGAAGAGCCUCACUUCCCCUCCGCCCAGUUUCCCGAUGCUUCGAGCCCCUCAAAUGGUUGGGAAGAGCCACCACAUCUGUCUGAGUCACUCGGAAGAUUGCCUCCUCACCAUGUGAUGCCAACAACAUCAGAGGGUCUCAUUCACACAGCUUCAUGCAUUACUUCAUGUUCCUUUUCUCAACCCGAGACCUAUUUGACCCCGCCUGACCCAAUAACAUCCUCUCCUCAAAAUUUGUCCUCAAUCAAGCCAAUACAUGAUGCGUUUGUCGACGAAAUUUCACUCUCCUAUUCCUCAAGAGAGGCUGCGAGAACAAGACACAUGCAGGCAUUAUUAGCCACCUCCUCAACCUCCUCUUCCACCUCAAUGUCAUCCUACUCCUCCUCCUCAUCCACAUCAUCCUCAUCUUCUUCUUCCCCAUGCCCAGUGACUCCAAUAUCAUUAGAAAGUUCAACAAACUCGAAGCCCCUCCAAUCUAGACAGUUGCCAUGCAGCGGUACCUCAGAUUCAUUGUCUGAUUCUGGCUCAUAUACAUUUGCCCAAAUGGAUGUCUCCUACAAUCUUUAUCCUCCAGUCAUGUUAAAUCUAGAGGCUACCGGAGCUCAGUUGGAGGCAAGAACUCAUCUCGAAAUCUCUACAUAUCCACACAAUGAACAUAAUGGGAACCCUUAUAUGCACCAAAAACAAGCGUCCUUCUCCGGUUCUCCAAUCUGGAUAAAGGGUCAAUCUACGAGUGGAGUUUGUAUUGCAGACGCUGAAGACAAAGCCUUCUUGCCGUCUGAACACCAGACUGAGAUAGCCAGACUGUCUGGACACCAACUCUCUCUCGAUGGGGAAGUAGGCGUAGGCAAGGAUCACGAAGGUCUUCACAAAAGGCUCGAAUUUGUGGGUGAGGAGGAGGAUGAC
This is a messenger RNA of Protopolystoma xenopodis, 1587 nucleotides long. Lineage: Eukaryota; Metazoa; Platyhelminthes; Monogenea; Polystomatidea; Polystomatidae. The record is from the annotation of a GenBank genome assembly.